AAUUGGGGCUGGGAUCAGUGUGUGCAUUCACAUCAAAGGCCAACAUGAAGACAGGCACAGCCUUUGUCCUAGUGGCUUUUGUCAUCUUGGGGAUGGAGAUGGCCUUCACUCAGGCACAGAGAGACAAACCUGGACUCUGCCCCAAGGUGCCCGAAGGAACCGUUGGGCCUUGUGUUCAGAGAUGUGGAGGAGAUGACACAUGUCCCUCUGACCUGAAAUGCUGCAGCAAUGGAUGUGGCUAUGAAUGCACACCUCCUAUCUUUGUGGAUGGUGUUGAUGACCCUGUGGAGGAAGAAUGGGGGAUGUAAGCAUGCCUGGAGACCAGCCGCAGAAGAUUGCUCAUGAAUGCAUGGAUCCAGUGCUUGGCAUAACAUUUCUACACACCAUUCCUGGCAAGUGUCUAUCCCUUGACAUGCAGUCUCAGAAGAUGAAGAUCUAAAAUGGUGGAGCGGCCGAUUCUAAAGAGCUUGUAUCCAAAAUAAAUUUUAUCUGUGGCAUUAUUGA
Molecule: messenger RNA, 504 nt
Organism: Myotis lucifugus (little brown bat)
Lineage: Eukaryota; Metazoa; Chordata; Mammalia; Chiroptera; Vespertilionidae
Product: WAP four-disulfide core domain protein 18-like
Exons: 3
Coding region: 45-308 (87 amino acids)
Biological process (GO): antibacterial humoral response; innate immune response
Cellular component (GO): extracellular region
Molecular function (GO): peptidase inhibitor activity
Source: RefSeq, a predicted model, not a curated record